Poecile atricapillus (Black-capped chickadee) is the source of this 3643-nucleotide messenger RNA. It is a transcript of the gene ST6GALNAC5, whose product is annotated as ST6 N-acetylgalactosaminide alpha-2,6-sialyltransferase 5. Gene Ontology annotation, biological process: oligosaccharide metabolic process; ganglioside biosynthetic process. Lineage: Eukaryota; Metazoa; Chordata; Aves; Passeriformes; Paridae. The transcript is spliced from 5 exons. The record is from RefSeq and is a predicted model, not a curated record. Bases 233 to 1270 code for a protein of 345 amino acids. Gene Ontology annotation, molecular function: alpha-N-acetylgalactosaminide alpha-2,6-sialyltransferase activity.
GCCGCGGGCUCGCCGGCGGAGCAGCGCCCGAGCGGGAGGCAGAAGUUAACUUCCACCUGCCCUGAAGUCGCCGCUGCGCCGGCAGCAGGAGGCGGGGGCGGAGGCGGAGGCAGGCGGGGCAGCCGAGGACCCGGCUCUGGCAGGCUCCGAGGGUCCGGCCGAGUGUAAUUCCCCCCUAAUCCCCGCCACGGCGGCGCUUCCCUGGCCGAGCCAUGUCUGCGGCUUCCCCGCCAUGCCGAGCCUAGCGGGGAGCGGGAGGACUGGCGGCCGGGAGGCGCACAAAAUGAAGACCCUGAUGCGCCACGGGCUGGCCGUCUGCCUGGCGCUCACCACCAUGUGCACCAGCUUGUUGCUCAUGUACGGCGGCAUCGGCAUCGGCGGGGGCCACCCGGAGGCGCGGCGGCGGCAGCAGCAGGUGGCGGCGGUGCCCAGCCGCCCGCCGGAACGCGGCCAGCGCCACCCGGCUCUGCCCGUCGGGGCCGGCCUCCUGGAGGGCUACAUCAGCGUCCUGGAGCACAAGCCGUUAAAGAUGCACUGCAAGAGCUGCGCGCUGGUCACCAGCUCGGGCCACCUCCUGGGGAGCAGCCAAGGGGACAGAAUCGACGAGAGCGAGUGCGUCAUACGCAUGAACGAUGCCCCCACUCGGGGAUAUGGAAAAGACGUUGGGAACAAAACGAGCCUCCGAGUCAUUGCACACUCCAGCAUUCAGAGGAUUCUGAGAAAUCGCAACGAACUCUUAAACAUGAGCCAUGGUGCUGUGUUCAUCUUCUGGGGCCCGAGCAGCUACAUGAGGAGAGACGGCAAAGGCUUGGUGUACAAUAACCUGCAGCUGAUGAACCAGAUACUGCCUCAGUUAAAAGUGUAUAUGAUUUCUCGCCACAAGAUGCUUCAAUUUGAUGACCUUUUUAAACGGGAGACUGGAAAAGACAGGAAGAUAUCCAACACUUGGCUUAGCACGGGCUGGUUCACAAUGACUAUCGCAUUAGAGCUCUGUGACAGGAUAAAUGUUUAUGGCAUGGUGCCACCGGAUUUCUGCAGGGAUCCUAAUCAUCCUUCAGUACCUUAUCACUACUAUGAACCUCUGGGACCAGACGAGUGCACAAUGUACAUUUCCCACGAGCGGGGCCGCAAGGGCAGCCACCACCGCUUCAUCACCGAGAAACGCGUCUUCGAGAACUGGGCACGGACAUUCGACAUCCACUUCUUCCAGCCAGACUGGAAACCAGAACCGCUCACUGUAACCCACCCCGAGGUGAAACCACUGGCCUGAGGGAUGGAUGCACAAGCCCAGCCACAGUCACCUCCGUAGCAGCCUCUGGAUCUUGUGGGCCAGCACGGCAGCCUGGAGGAGAAGGGAACAGGGUCUGCAGCUGGCACCCGCAGCAGCGUCAGGAAGUUGGCAUGGACGAGCAGCACACACCAAGAGUACUUUCUGUUAAACUGUAUUAACCCAGUCUGACACCUUUUGGGGCCAUCUGACUUCCUGUGUGUGUUUGUGAUUCGUGAAACACAACCUGAGUGUCAUUAAGGGAUGGUUAAUUCAUUAUGGCUUUUUUAAGUACGAUGCCACUGAAUUUUCAUAGUGAAAACUUUCCAUAUUUAUUUAAUGGAGGUUUUUAUGCAACCUAGGCCAGUAUUUUUCUAAGUCACAGUUAUGUGGUUGUUUAUCUUUCAUAAUCUUUUAAAUCCAAAAUUAAUAUUGCUGAUGGUUUGAAAGGCCUAGCUUUUUAUUUAUAAAACUUGUUUGAAAUAUAUAAUUCUAUAUAGCAUGUUAUUAAUAUUUGAUUGGGAAACGUUGGAUUUCUUCUAAGAAUUUUGGGCUCUGUUCCAGCCUAAAGCCUUUAACAGCAAGAGUGGUCCCAUGUGCAGAUCCAGCUCACUUUACAUUCUGACAUCUUAUGUUAAUACGAAAAUGGUAGUGAAAAUUCUGUUUGAUAUUAAUGUGCAUUUGGUGCUGUGCUAUCCAGCUGCUGUUUUUUAAAUAGGGGUGGGAGGAAGGAGGGCAAACAAAAUUUAUCCAAAAAAAGGCAAACCCCCCACCGGCCAUGGCAGCAGCUUCUCACUGAAGACAAGCUAAGGCUGGAGGGGUUGUGUUCUGUUUUGGCUCUUGUAUUCCCGUAAGAGCCUGCCAGCAACCCUCCUGAGGCAACAGACUACAAACCAGGCCACAGCUGCUCAACACAAUCUGACCAAAUUUCCGGAAUGAAGAAGGUAAACCACCAGUACUACAGUACCAGUCAUAGUAGCCAGAAAGAUCACAGCACUGCACCUGCAAAAAUCUCUACCUUCCACUGUCCCAAGAUCAUCACUGAUCUCAGAGAUUCUGGAUCACACCAAAGCUGGGAUGUGAAAAGCGUUCCAUGAGUACAAAAUUGUCCUCCUGAAAGGAACAAAGUUAAACUCUGCUUUUUUUUCCCAUGGAGUACCUAUGUGUGCAUGGUGAGUCCCUGCAAGACAAAGGGGAAGGACAAUGCUCAUGCUGUGUAUGGAACCUCACAAUGGGAAUUACUGAGUUACAUGUGGCUUGUGAAUAAAGAAGAUUUCAGUUACAGUGUUACUUUCCCUUUUGCUUCACAAAUAUCAAAUCUCAAAUUUUUUCGAAGUAAUCAGUAACUAUUGCAUGAAACAUACCUCAGGUGAUGAAAGGUGUCUCAUUAGACAAGUGCAAAAGCUAGAACAAAGAUACUACCUUUAAACACCUAAAUCCAAGAAGCUGAACUUCAGAGGUGAGACACAGAACUGGGACCAAACACUCUCAUUUAAAUCCCCUUAUAACCCAUGGUCUUCCUCUUUCCAAAACUGGAUAGCAAUAGCUGCAGCUGCCCCAGAGAUACCCUGAUCCUCUGGGGACAAAGUGAACUGUCCUGGCAGGGGCAAACUGGUGUCACCUCUGUAACACUGCCUGGAACUGAAGUGCAAGUCUCCGAAAGCCACUGUCCUGCUGCAGCCCUGCCCACUAUCAAAAAGUAAGAAUCUAUAAUGUAUUUUGCCUUAAAAGCUUAAUUUUGGUGUUCUUCCUGGUACACACCACUCAGCUUACAAACUGAAUGCCAAGUGUGUGUUACCUUUCUCUUGUCAGCUGGUGUUUAACUCUCCUUUCACUGAUGGUGUUUUAUUCCCUCCACUUGAUUUCACUGCAUUCUAUAAAAAACAGAAUGGGUUUUGAACUAAUGGCAGUGUGAACAUCCCUUUCAACAUGUGUACUGGGGUGUAUCCAGCAUAUAUUGCUCCAAUUGAUGAAAUCUGUCAAACUGAUUUACAGAUCAUUUCUAAUGUGACUGCAAGACAUGGUACAGAUCACAGUAAGUCCUCUGCUACCAUCCCUGUUUUAUUACUGAUAAAAUAAUAAAAAGAUCUUGUCAUUUUAAACUAGAGCUCUUAGUUUUCCAUCAGUUAAGGGCUGCAAGAUGUGCAUGCUGUAUGUUUAGCUAUGUUAUUGUUAAAAUCAGAUCAUUUAAAGAUAGAGUACACCGGUCUACUUCUGUAGAAACACAGAGACUUGCCAGACCCCAUUGUGUUCCACAGGUUUGUUCCCUGUCUGCAAGACUGCUCAGUGUCAAGCAGAUAUGGGGAAGCAUUAAGAAUAUGAAGAAAUAUGGAAUAAACUGUAAGGACACUAAAUCUCCUAACAGAACCAAGCUAA